CGAUCCGUCACCGAUCUAGCGGCGCUUCUUCCUCCACACCACCACCACCAUCUCCGUAUUCCUGCUGGCUGCCGCUAUGCAGAAGGACAACGCAUCCGAUUUGGAGAAGACGUCCACUCAGGUGGGCGUCGGACCCCACGAAGACACGGCCGAUGGGGGCGUCACGAAGCUUGGGGAGGUCGAGUUCAAGCACGACCUGCACCGUGGGUUGAAAGCGCGUCAUAUCACUAUGAUUGCUAUCGGAGGAGCUAUUGGGACUGGUCUGAUCAUUGGAACGGGCUCUGCGCUGGCGCGCGCGGGGCCAGCAGCUGUCCUCAUCUCGUACUCUGUUGUCGGCUUCCUCGUCUACCUGGUCAUGUGCGCGCUUGGUGAGAUGGCCGCAUGGCUUCCCCUCGGUUCAGGCUUCACGGGCUACGCGAACCGUUUCUGCGACCCCGCGCUGGGUUUCGCCCUCGGAUGGACAUACUGGUUCAAAUACAUCAUUGUCACGCCCAACCAGAUGACAGCCGGCGCGCUCGUCAUCAGCUACUGGAUAGACCGCGACAGGGUCAAUCCCGGCGUGUGGAUCACGAUAUUCUAUGUCACCAUCAUCUUCAUCAACUACUUUGGCGUCAGGCUCUUUGGAGAAUUCGAGUUCUGGCUAUCGUCAUUCAAGGUUAUCACGAUUGUGGGGAUCAUGAUCAUGAGCCUGGUCUUCGCGUUGGGUGGUGGCCCGUCUCACGACCGUAAGGGUUUCCGCUACUGGAAGGACCCUGGCGCAUUCGCCGAGUACAUCGACGAUGGAGAUACUGGCCGCUUCCUUGCUCUCUGGUCGACAUUCGUGACGGCUACCUUCGCGUACCUAGGUACUGAACUUGUCGGCGUCACCGUCGGCGAGGCACAGAACCCCAGAAGAACGAUCCCCCGCGCCAUCCGCCUCACCUUCUUCCGCAUCGUCUUCUUCUACAUCCUCUGCGUCUUCCUCCUCGGCAUGAUCGUCCCCUACAACUCCGAGCGCCUCACCUUUGCCACGAAGCAGGCCGCCGGCGCGUCCGCCUCCCCCUUCGUCGUCGCCGUCCUCGAGGAGGGCGUCAAGGGCCUUGAUCACGUUAUCAACGCAUGCAUCCUGCUCUUCGUGUUCUCUGCGUCCAACUCGGAUCUGUACAUCGCUUCGCGUACGAUCUACGGCCUUGCGUGUGAGGGCAAGGCCCCUGCGUUCCUGGCGAAGACGGACAAGCGCGGGGUGCCCAUCUACGCGCUGGGCUUGUCGAGCCUGUUUGGGUUGCUCGCGUACAUGAACGUCGCGGAGGAUUCGACGACGGUGUUCGGCUACUUUGUGAACUUGGUGACCAUCUUUGGGAUCUUGACGUGGAUCAGUAUCCUGGUGACGCACAUCUACUUUGUCAAAGCGCGCAAGGCCCAGGGCGUCACGGACGAGAUGAUGCCGUUUGUCGCGCCCCUUGGCCGCGGAGGCUCGAUCGGCGCGCUCACCGGCUGCUGCAUCAUCGCCGUCUUCAAGAACUUCAACGUCUUCACGCCCGGCAGCUACGGCACCUGGGACUACAAAAACUUCAUCACGGGCUAUCUUGGUAUCCCAGUAUAUCUCAUCCUGAUUUUUGGCUUCAAGCUCUGGUACCACCACAUGUACCACGUCACCAGCAGCAUCAAGCCGCAGGAUGCGGAUAUCUUCUCGGGCAAGGCCGCGAUCGACCAAGAAGAAGAGAGGUUCCUCGCAAGACAGGCCGCGAAGCCGAAGCCGAAGGGCAUGAAGAGGAUCUACAAGAAGUACAUCGCGUGGUUGUUCUGAGAGCGCCGCUGUCAGAGCGGGUGCGUGUACCUCCGUCUGGGCGCAUGCGAGUUGUAUGCAUGCCCUUUCGCGCCACGGCUCUGAGAGUUGAGCCUGCCCGGGACGCCGACGGGACGGGCGCAUGCGAUUUGCUUACGAUACGAUAUCCCUGUUGUAUGUUCUUGUAGGUGGUGGUCACCAUUAGUAGUAAAUUAUAGUAUACGAACUAACGAUUGAAUGUAUAGAAAGCUUGUCUUGUCCAUACUUGCAA
Messenger RNA from Schizophyllum commune H4-8, 2036 nucleotides. RefSeq lists its product as uncharacterized. Gene Ontology annotation, molecular function: amino acid transmembrane transporter activity. Gene Ontology annotation, biological process: amino acid transmembrane transport. The transcript is spliced from 7 exons. Gene Ontology annotation, cellular component: membrane. The record is from RefSeq and is a predicted model, not a curated record. The coding region runs from base 77 to 1786 and encodes 569 amino acids. Lineage: Eukaryota; Fungi; Basidiomycota; Agaricomycetes; Agaricales; Schizophyllaceae.